Messenger RNA from Hymenoscyphus albidus, 1642 nucleotides. NCBI's taxonomy places the organism in Eukaryota, Fungi, Ascomycota, Leotiomycetes, Helotiales, Helotiaceae. The record is from the annotation of a GenBank genome assembly.
CUAGCUUGUCUUGGUUGGGCGUUGGACAAACAUAGUCUCCACAUUUUCCCACCCAUGAACCCCGCAUUUCUCGCUACAUGUUCUAAGAUCAUUAUAUACUGAAGAGGCUCUUGUCUUGAUAAUUUUCCUUCAACCAUGACAGCUAUUUGAUACGAGAGUCAAAAAUGCUGGACCUCGCCGUUGCGAUUCCCACUCUGGUGGGCAGUGCAUUGUCAAUGACCGCUGCGGGUUUUGUAUUUCUAUGCUACCUAUUGUUGCCAUCUCAACUACAUUUUCGACAUAUACUCAUUAGAAAUUUGGCUGCCGCAGGUGAGGAACCCUUCUGUAAUUGUCAGUUUUGGCUAUUGAUUUCAUGUGCAGAUUUCUUGAAUGGUUUAAACAAUACGGUUUCUGGCACAUAUGCUAUGAUACACAGAGCUAUUCCUCCAGGGUUUGGUUGCAAUGUCAACGGACUGGUUGGACAGCUGACAGUUCAGGUAAUUCCACUUAAAUAUCCGCCUUUUUUCCAGAUGGCAAGCUAACAACUAAAAGGGGACUGAUUUUUCUAUACUCGCCAUUGCCAUUGCCACUGUCAUUACAAUCAAAAGAUCCAACUUCAAGCCUAGCAUGUCUAGCAAACGAAAGGUAUUAGUCACUUUUGGAAUCUGGACGGUUCCUCUCACAACAAGUAGGUGCUAAUUCCGUGGACGUAAAAUACUUAGUACUUAUUUCUUUUCUUUUAGGUUUCACUGGACUGUUCCUAGAUGAUUAUAGGCCUGUCACUGGAAAUUGGUGCUGGCUGGAUGCCAAAAAACCGGCACUUCGCUAUGCCCUCGGACACGGAUGGCGGAUUACUAUCAUCAUUACUGUGGCAUCACUCUACGCCUAUCUAUUUUUCUAUAUUCAGCGACAUUUCUCCCUGAUGGACAAAGUUCUCUCUGCUUCUCGUUCGAGUAACUGUGAAGUUACUGAAGAAGUUCAAAUAUAUGAAGAUUUCGUCAUCGACGAAGUGAUUGAGGAUGGGGAAGCUGCCGAUUACUUUUCACAUCCAGGUUCUCCAGAAGAAAAGUCAAGCCGGAAACUUGACGAAAAAGUCGGACCUCUAUCCCCUUUCCGAGAGAUAUCACAAAAGCUUCACCCUUCCAGAACCAUGAUUGACCGUCCCAUUUUCGAGACAUCCGACCCUCUCGCUCUGGUCCGCCGUCCCUUGCUCGCACCGUCGUUCAUGCCGACAGUUACGACGACCUGCACAGCACCGCCCACACUCCAGCAACGAAAGAGGCGAAUCCAACGUCUUCUUCUUGUGAACGCAUAUCCCAUUGCUUAUAUUCUUCUUUGGAUACCUGGUCUAGCAAAUCGAGUCUUUGAGAGUGUGGGAUACUCCGCACGGUGGAUCAGAAUCUUGCAGGCGAGUACACAGUUUGUAGGGUUUGCAAAUGCCAUUGUCUAUGGGUACAAUGAAAGAAUCGUAGCACGAGCUAUGCUGUGGUGGAGUGGAAAAGGUCGACCGACUUAGCCAAAGGGAUGCGGGCCAUUUUAGAUAUUCUGGAUGGGGAUAGGAGUUAGGAGUGGGAGAAAUUGGAAUCGAGGAGCCAGGGCUUCUGAUCAGGUUGAUCUGACGACUUUUAAAACUUGACUUUUCACAUUCUAUGCACAUAUAAAC